AUGGCAACCCAAGAGACCACUCCAGGUAGCCAGACAGAGGAGAGCAAUGCUUUGGACCUGCCAUCAGCUUACGACAUAAGGGAUUAUGUGUUGCAGAGACCCAGCCAGGAGACCAACAGUGAGGCUUUUAGUUCUGAGGAAGCUUGUUCUAUUCCUUGCUCUUCUGAUGUGGAUCCAGACAGCAGUAACCUAAAUACUGAGCAAAAUGAUUCCUGGACCUCUGAGAACUCCUGGCUUUACCUUUCUGUGAAGGGCCAACCAGAAACCAAGGAAGAGGAUGAUGGUCUUCGGAAAUCUCUGGAUAAAUUCUAUGAAGUAUUUGGCAAUCCACAGCCAGCCUCUGGAAAUUCACUCUCCACAUCUGUCUGCCAGUGCCUGUCUCAGAAAAUCAAUGAACUGAAGGACCAGGAGAACCAAAAGUAUACCCUCCGCAGUUUUCAAAUGGCUCGGGUCAUCUUCAACCAGAAUGGCUGCUCCAUCUUACAGAAACAUUCCAGGGACGCCCAUUUCUACCCACUCAGAGAAGGAAGUACGUCUCUACAGGAUGAAAAGCUGACCCCAGGACUUUCAAAAGAUAUUAUUCAUUUCCUCUUGCAGCAGAACUUGAUGAAAGACCAGUAACUGAUGCCUGGUGAUGAGAGCAGGUGUAUGGGGGCAGGAGGAGGGUAUCCCUAUGGCCAGUACCAUUGGUGCAUCACCCAGAACCCAUCAGGUCUCUUGCCAGCUUGG
Molecule: messenger RNA, 729 nt
Organism: Budorcas taxicolor (takin)
Lineage: Eukaryota; Metazoa; Chordata; Mammalia; Artiodactyla; Bovidae
Gene: SHLD1
Product: shieldin complex subunit 1
Exons: 2
Coding region: 1-621 (206 amino acids)
Biological process (GO): positive regulation of double-strand break repair via nonhomologous end joining; negative regulation of double-strand break repair via homologous recombination; positive regulation of isotype switching
Cellular component (GO): site of double-strand break
Source: RefSeq, a predicted model, not a curated record